AUCAUCACACAUGCAAAUGUAUCAAAGCUCUCUUGGUAUAGCAUGGGUACAAACGUACAAGUGAAGUGCAAGUUUAUAUAUAGAACAUCUCCCUUCCAACCUUUACCACAACCUUCUCAAACAGCAUCCAUGGAAUUCCAAUCCCUCUCUGUCACUCUUUUAUUUAGUUUCCUCCUCAUCUUGAUCAUGAUGAUGAAGAGAGGAAAGUGGCCCACCACCCAAAACCCAAUUCCCAAACUCCCCCCCGGUCCAUGGAAACUACCCAUCAUAGGCAACAUGCACCACUUGCUCGGACCACUACCACACCGCACCCUUGGGAAACUGGCUCAAAAACAUGGGCCCAUCAUGCACCUAAUGCUGGGUCAGGUCCCUACCAUUGUGGUCUCCUCUCCAAAAAUGGCCAAAGAGGUGAUGAAGACACAUGAUCUCAGCUUCGCAACACGGCCCAGGCUUCUGGUGGCCGAGAUCUUGUCCUACGGGUGCAAGGCCAUUGCCUUUACACCCUACGGCGAUUACUGGAAGCAGCUUCGCAAGAUUUGCAUGAUCGAGCUCUUUAAUGCCAAGCGCUUCGCAUCGUUACAGUUCGUUAGAGAAGAAGAAGCAUUAAAUAGCAUCCACUCCAUCUACGCAUCGCGAAAUUCUCCAACCAACAUCACCGAGAAGAUUUCCACAUUCACCAACAAUGUGAUUGCCAGGGCCACGAUCGGCAAUAAAUGGAAGGAUAGAGAACUGUUCAUAUCAGAAUUGAAGGAGGGAUUCAAAUUGGCUGGAGGUUUGUCUGUGGCCGAUCUUUUCCCUUCUUUGAAAUUUGUUCCAGUGAUUACCGGAUUGAAGUUCCGGCUAGAGAGGAUUCACUGGAAGUUAGAUAGGAUGUUCAAUGACAUCAUUGACGAACACAAAAGAGAGAGUGCGACGAAGGAGACGAGAACGGAUGUGGGUGGAGCAGAUGGUGAGGAUUUGGUUGACUUCUUCCUUCGCCUUCAGCAAGAUCAGUACCUUGAAUUUCCAUUCACGACUGACAACAUAAAAGCCAUCCUCUUUGACAUGUUCUCGGGUGGGACUGACAGUUCAGCUGUAACAAUAGAGUGGGCCAUAGCAGAGAUGAUGAAAAACCCUAGAGUGAUGGAGAAGGCUCAGGCAGAAGUGAGGCAGGCACUCAAAGGCAAGGCAAAGGUAGAAGAAAACGACACAAACCAACUCAACUAUUUGAAAUUGGUGAUUAAGGAGACUCUGAGGUUGCACCCUCCUGGGCCAUUGCUGGUCCCAAGAGAGUGUAGGGAGAUGUGUGAGAUCGACGGCUACGAAAUACCUAUAAAGUCAAGGGUCAUCAUUAAUGUAUGGGCCAUUGGGAGGGACCCACAACAUUGGGAUGAUCCAGAGAACUUCAAGCCCGAGAGAUUCGAAGGUAGUUCAAUUGAUUACAAGGGGACUCACUUUGAGCUUCUCCCUUUUGGAGCUGGUAGGAGGGUAUGCCCAGCUAUACCAUUUGGAAUAGCCAACGUGGUACUCCUCCUUGCUCACCUUCUCUACUACUUUGAUUGGAAACUCCCCAAUGAAAUGAAUGGUAAGGAUCUGGACAUGACUGAGGUCUUUGGGAUAACAGUACAUAGAAGAUCCAAUCUCUAUUUAAUUCCCAUCCCUCAUGUUCCUUUGCCUGGGGAAUAAUACAGUAGAAGUGGUGUGUGACUCAAGAAUAGGAUGAUCCGCUCUUCAUGUGGGUCAUAAUGUUUAAAUAAAAUCAAUAUAGUGUGGCUUAUUGAUGGCCAAAACGCCAUGAUUCCUGAUGUUGAGCAUCUACUUCUUAGGAGUCACCUAAUGGAUGGAUUAGAUGUCACACAUGUUAAUUUACUACAUCCACAUAUGUAUGAAGGUGAAGUAUACGAGAGCUAGUGUAUGAAGUGUGUAAGAAUUAUGUUAAGGGGAUGUACUUUAUUCGUAGUCCUACAGAUUGGCUGACAUAUCUUCUGAUGUACUUUAUUAGUAUAAAUAAAUUAAGAAAGGGGAAAGGGAAGCUCUGAUCCUAUCUUCUACUUUUAUAAUUA
This is a messenger RNA of Magnolia sinica, 2042 nucleotides long. RefSeq names its product premnaspirodiene oxygenase-like. The coding region runs from base 43 to 1665 and encodes 540 amino acids. The transcript is spliced from 2 exons. NCBI's taxonomy places the organism in Eukaryota, Viridiplantae, Streptophyta, Magnoliopsida, Magnoliales, Magnoliaceae. The record is from RefSeq and is a predicted model, not a curated record. Gene Ontology annotation, molecular function: monooxygenase activity; oxidoreductase activity, acting on paired donors, with incorporation or reduction of molecular oxygen; iron ion binding.